UUUGCGAGCGUUGCUAGUACUAUGAGACCACUGUCUAUUCGUCUAUAUCAUAAUGUACACGUGAUAUGUUACGAUGAAGGGCAUCCAAACAUACGACUCGUUCCAGGAGUUUCUAAAGUCAUACCCGGCGGAAGCUUAGCAGGGCAAGAGAAGAGGUCAUCACGGUCAUCUAAUGUCUUCUUGACCUGGGAGAGUUUUCUCUUAGCACUGGAUUUCACUCUCGAGCGUACUUAA
This is a messenger RNA of Acaulospora colombiana, 234 nucleotides long. Lineage: Eukaryota; Fungi; Glomeromycota; Glomeromycetes; Diversisporales; Acaulosporaceae. The record is from the annotation of a GenBank genome assembly.